Molecule: messenger RNA, 212 nt
Organism: Perkinsus marinus ATCC 50983
Lineage: Eukaryota; Perkinsozoa; Perkinsida; Perkinsidae
Exons: 1
Source: RefSeq, a predicted model, not a curated record
GGUCACGAGAAGAGUAUAAUCAUAAUGCUACUGAGAAUAUAUCCACUCUUUCUCCUACUACUAAUACACAACAAUGUGGUGAAGCCAGUAAUGUCCUUACUACUACUACUACUCCCACCGGUACUCUUCACGAAAGCGGUGGGUGGUGGUCUGAGGAUCGAGUCGUCAUUGAUGAGAACGAUAGGGAUAUGAGUGACUUACAACAUCAACAA